Melospiza georgiana is the source of this 1932-nucleotide messenger RNA. RefSeq names its product vesicle trafficking 1 (gene VTA1). Gene Ontology annotation, biological process: late endosome to vacuole transport via multivesicular body sorting pathway. NCBI's taxonomy places the organism in Eukaryota, Metazoa, Chordata, Aves, Passeriformes, Passerellidae. The transcript has 8 exons. Gene Ontology annotation, cellular component: multivesicular body. The coding region runs from base 21 to 941 and encodes 306 amino acids. The record is from RefSeq and is a predicted model, not a curated record.
CCUCCGCCGCCCCCCGCGCCAUGGCGGCCCCGGCGCUGCCCCCGCUGCCGCCGCAGCUCAAGAGCAUCCAGCACCAUCUGCGGACCGCGCAGGAGCUGGACAAGCGCGAGCCCGUGGUGGCGUACUACUGUCGUUUGUAUGCAAUGCAGACAGGGAUGAAGAUUGACAGUAAAACGCCAGAAUGCCGUAAAUUUUUAUCCAAACUUAUGGAUCAGUUGGAAGCUAUGAAAAAGCAAUUUGGUGAUAAUGAAGCAAUUACUCAGGAAAUUGUUGGCUCUGCUCAUGUGGAGAAUUAUGCCUUGAAAAUGUUUUUGUAUGCAGACAAUGAAGACAGAGCUGGGCAAUUUCAUAAAAACAUGAUAAAGUCCUUUUAUACUGCAAGUCUCCUGAUAGAUGUUCUAACAGUAUUUGGGGAGCUCUCUGAAGAGAACGCCCAGCACAGGAAGUACGCCAGGUGGAAGGCAGCCUACAUUCACAACUGCUUAAAGAAUGGAGAGACUCCUCAGCCUGGCCCCAUUGGAAUGGAGGGAGAGAGUUUUGCAGAUGCUGAAAGGGAAGAAGCGGGGUCAUCUUCUGUCCAUAGUGGAACAGCUCCAUCAUCAUCAUCUACAUAUGAAGCUAACAACAUACCAACUAGUAAUUACACUGGCAUACAUAUACCACCAGGUGCCCAUGCACCUGCCAACACUCCAGCUGAAGUACCUCAUAACACAGGAGUGACAAGUAACACCAUUCAGCCUGCUCCACAGAAUAUUCCUCUGGUUGAUCCUUCCCUUUACAGUGCUCAGUCUGCAGGAGAAGUCCGCUUGACUCCAGAGGACUUUGCCAGAGCUCAAAAAUAUUGCAAAUAUGCCGGCAGUGCGUUGCAGUAUGAAGAUGUGAGCACUGCUGUGCAAAAUCUACAGAAGGCCCUCAAGUUACUCAUUACAGGCAGAGAAUGAAGCUUUAAUCCAACAGAUUCAUGUCUUUCGCCUAAAGAACUAACAGUUUAUUGCUGUACCUAUUAGGGAAGUGGAGUUACACAGAAAUUCUCAAUCCCAUCACUCAUGACUAUGAAACCACUGUUUCAGUGUCAGAUUAGCAAUUAAUGGUACAGUAGGAAUCUCUGUUUUCAUUUUAAAGACAGUGGAGCUUGAAACAUGAAUGCAGUGGCUUGAUGUAUGCAAAAUAUUAACGAAAGUACUGUGAACAGCACUCGAGUUAGAAUUCAUUUUGCAAUAUUCGGAUUAUCAGAAUUGGAAAAUGCUCACUGUAAAAAACUUGAGAAUUUGGAUGUUUUGUUAAAAUUCUUACACCUGUUUUAUUAUUGCAAACAAUUAUUUAAUAGGUAUAAUAGCUUUAAAAUGAUAACUAAGAUUAGUGCUUUCCUCCUGAAAUGCGAGGCUGAAUGUGAGAAGGCUGACAGGUCCACACUGGGAAGGACUUUUUGAUACGUAAAUUAUUUCACUAUUUGUAUUAUCUGAGACUUUAGUCUAAGUUGAGGGAGUUUUGAGGACAUUUGUAUUUCAUUUGAAAAUGUUCUGGAAAAAACAUCUCUUGAUACUUCAGAGGGAGUAAUUUUGAUGGUGUUCCAAUUUAAUCCCCCACAGGUGUAUGGACUACUACGUGUAUUCUUGAUUAUUGGUUCUUGCUCCUUCUGUGUAAACACUUAAAAUUUUAUAUAUCUGUAUGGGUAAUUAAGAAAAAAUACUAAUGUUUAUCAACAAUGAUCCCAAAACUGGAGGCAGAGAUUCUAAAUAAUUUGAACUUUCAGGAAGACUUACUGAAAGAACAAAACUGUUCCAUCUUUUUAAGAGGCUGGGAAUAAGCUCAUAGGUUUGUCUCUGGUAUUAGUGUCAUAGAGCUUUGUAUUUCCAACUAAUAUUUUUCCUGUCUGCUUUGUUGUGAAGACUUUUGGACUUGGGAUUUAAUUAAAAUAUCUUGGAAACUGAA